UUGCUCACUGACGAGAGAAGAACUCCGUCCCAGCAAUACACAGAAAAACAGAGCAAGGCCUGUUCCAGAGACAUGAAAAUGAACCUCAAACCGCUGUGCUUAAUCUUUCUGAUCCUCUUCCUCAUGAACUGCCCGACAAGUUCAACUUCAACCCCAACUCCGACGCCUUGGCCGGAACAAUUCCACGCGCUUCUGUACAUGAACAUUAGCGGCAAGCCCCUUCAUGUCGCUGACCUCUGGUACGACUGGCCCAAGCGUCGUAGCUUCUACAUACACCGGCGGCAACUAGUCGAUGACCUCCUGUACAACGCGGAGUGGGGCAACGGCACGUCGUAUUACUUCACGCUGGGGCCAAACCCUACGUGCAGAGUGGUGGACUACGGGGUUGGGAUUCCGAGGCCCGAUUUUCUGGUCGACGCUAAUUACCUUGGAACUCGGGUCAGCGACGGCUUCCUCUGCCACGUGUGGGAGAAGGUCGGCUUCAUUUGGUACUACGAAGAUGUUCUCACCAGAAGGCCCGUUCACUGGGACUUCUCCGACGAUUCAGUGGUUCAAGCACCUGCGCCGUGUUUCAACCAGGACAGGCUUCAGUCCAAGACCACGUCGUUUAAUAAGUUUGGCUGCCCUGACUUCGAUUUGAAUUUGAUUAAAUAGGGUAGAUCAUAGAAUUCUAUGUUCCUGGCCAGAACUUU
Neltuma alba is the source of this 692-nucleotide messenger RNA. RefSeq lists its product as uncharacterized. The coding region runs from base 73 to 654 and encodes 193 amino acids. The record is from RefSeq and is a predicted model, not a curated record. The transcript is spliced from 3 exons. NCBI's taxonomy places the organism in Eukaryota, Viridiplantae, Streptophyta, Magnoliopsida, Fabales, Fabaceae.